GCGGAGCGGCACGGCGGCGCCGAGCCCCGCGGGCGGCUCCCCGAGGGCGUCGAGUACAUCCCGCGGCGCAAGGGCAAGAACCCCAUGAGGAUGGUGGGGGUGGCCUGGUACAGCCURUACUCCCGCACCCGCCUCGGCUACCUCUUCUACAGGCGGCAGGUGAAGAAGGCCCGCGAGCGCUACCCGCACGGCCACUCCGUCCCCGAGCCCGUGGGCUUCGGCGCGGUGAAAAUCCUGCCCAUCCCCGUGCUCUCCAACAACUACAGCUACCUGGUCAUCGACACAAGCUCUGGGCGAGCGGCCGUCGUCGACCCUUCCGAUCCGCUGGCCGUGCAGGCUGUCAUUGAAGAAGAGGGGGUGCUGCUGGAGGCCAUCCUCUGCACCCACAAGCACUGGGACCACAGCGGGGGCAACGCGGCGCUGCGCCAGCGGCACGGCGCCUGCAAGGUGUACGGCAGCGCCCUCGACGCCGUGCCGGAGCUCACCAACCCCCUGGCGCACAGGGAGAGGCUGAGCGUGGGCUGCCUGAGCUUCGAGGCGCUCGCCACGCCGGGCCACACCGUGGGCCACGUGGCCUACGUGCUGGACGCGGCGCCCUUCGGCGGCCCGCGCUGCCUCUUCUCCGGAGACCUGCUCUUCCUGGCCGGCUGCGGCAGGCUCUUCGAGGGCUCCGCGGAGACCAUGCUGGCCUCCCUGGACGCGGCCGUGGGCCUGGGGGAGGACACGCUGCUGUGGCCGGGCCACGAGUACGCGCUGGAGUGCCUGGGCUUCGCCCGCCUGCUCGAGCCCGACAACGCGGCGCUGCAGCGCAAGCUGCGCUGGGCCGCGCAGCGGCGGCACCACGCCAGGAGCACCUGCCCCUCGAGCCUGGGCGAGGAGCAGAGCUACAACCCGUUCCUGCGCACGCACCGCCGCGAGCUGCACGAGGCGCUGGGGCUGGCGCGCGGCGGCGGCGAGGCCCGCGACGCCUUCCGCGCCCGCGUGCUCGCCGAGCUGCGCCGCCGCAAGGACCUCUACAAAGCCCCCUAG
Nothoprocta perdicaria is the source of this 1029-nucleotide messenger RNA. It is a transcript of the gene PNKD, whose product is annotated as PNKD, MBL domain containing. The annotation marks the transcript as partial. The record is from RefSeq and is a predicted model, not a curated record. Lineage: Eukaryota; Metazoa; Chordata; Aves; Tinamiformes; Tinamidae. The transcript has 9 exons. Gene Ontology annotation, cellular component: mitochondrion. Gene Ontology annotation, molecular function: hydroxyacylglutathione hydrolase activity.